Molecule: messenger RNA, 1518 nt
Organism: Haliotis rufescens (red abalone)
Lineage: Eukaryota; Metazoa; Mollusca; Gastropoda; Lepetellida; Haliotidae
Product: polycystic kidney disease protein 1-like 3
Exons: 4
Coding region: 1-1518 (505 amino acids)
Source: RefSeq, a predicted model, not a curated record
AUGACGGACACCUGCGUCCCUCUAACCAUUCCCCUGCGCUGGGCGAUUGUUCCCGCCCUGAUGACUGACCGCCAAGCUGACAUCCCCUCACCGCUUACCCGCCCUCCUCCCGCCAAGACCCUCUCUCCGGCCGAGUUUAUGUUGGCUCCUGGGUUCUCGGAGACAACUGAGCUACCGAAGCGAGAACGUCAAGUAUCGGACAGCCGACGUCGCGUGGCAGGAGACAACAACGUAAUGCAGCUUGUACGAGUGGCGGGUUCUACCGAUACCAACCCCUCAUCCCCACCCCUCUUCCGCACCCAUGAUACCAACCCCUCAUCCCCAACCCUCGUCCGCACCCAUGAUACCAACCCCUCAUCCCCACCCCUCUUCCGCACCCAUGAUACCAACCCCUCAUCCCCAACCCUCGUCCGCACCCAUGAUACCAACCCCUCAUCCCCACCCCUCUUCCGCACCCAUGAUACCAACCCCUCAUCCCCACCCCUCGUCCGCACCCAAGAUACCAACCCCUCAUCCCCACCCCUCGUCCGCUCCCAUGAUACCAACCCCUCAUCCCCACCCCUCGUCCGCACCCAAGAUACCAACCCCUCAUCCCCACCCCUCGUCAGCACCCAUGAUACCAACCCCUCAUCCCCACCCCUCGUCCGCACCCAAGAUACCAACCCCUCAUCCCCACCCCUCGUCCGCACCCAUGAUACCAACCCCUCAUCCCCACCCCUCGUCCGCACCCAUGAUACCAACCCCUCAUCCCCACCCCUCGUCCGCACCCAAGAUACCAACCCCUCAUCCCCACCCCUCGUCCGCGCCCAUGAUACCAACCCCUCAUCCCCACCCCUCGUCCGCUCCCAUGAUACUAACCCCUCAUCCCCACCCCUCGUCCGGUCCCAUGAUACUAACCCCUCAUCCCCACCCCUCGUUCGCACCCAUGAUACUAACCCCUCAUCCCCACCCCUCGUCCGCUCCCAUGAUACUAACCCCUCAUCCCCACCCCUCGUCCGCUCCCAUGAUACUAACCCCUCAUCCCCACCCCUCGUUCGCACACAUGAUACCAACCCCUCAUCCCCACCCCUCGUCCGCGCCCAUGAUACUAACCCCUCAUCCCCACCCCUCGUCCGCUCCCAUGAUACUAACCCCUCAUCCCCACCCCUCGUCCGCUCCCAUGAUACUAACCCCUCAUCCCCACCCCUCGUCCGCUCCCAUGAUACUAACCCCUCAUCCCCACCCCUCGUUCGCACCCAUGAUACUAACCCCUCAUCCCCACCCCUCGUCCGCACCCAUGAUACUAACCCCUCAUCCCCACCCCUCGUCCGCACCCAUGAUACUAACUCCUCAUCCCCACCCCUCGUUCGCACCCAUGAUACUAACUCCUCAUCCCCACCCCUCGCCCCCACCCAUGAUACUAACCCCUCAUCCUCAACCCUCGUCCGCAUCCACGACCCUCACCUCUUUAUCCCAAUCCGCAUUAUACCGCACACCCUCAUCCUCACCCCUCGCCCGUACCCCUCACCUGCACCGUGA